Molecule: messenger RNA, 675 nt
Organism: Dioscorea cayenensis subsp. rotundata (Guinea yam)
Lineage: Eukaryota; Viridiplantae; Streptophyta; Magnoliopsida; Dioscoreales; Dioscoreaceae
Product: 54S ribosomal protein L51, mitochondrial-like
Exons: 5
Coding region: 133-492 (119 amino acids)
Biological process (GO): mitochondrial translation
Cellular component (GO): mitochondrial large ribosomal subunit
Molecular function (GO): structural constituent of ribosome
Source: RefSeq, a predicted model, not a curated record
AGAAAAAGCUCGGUGAAUUGUUCAACUCGAUCCCAUCCUAUGCCCUAGGGCCGUCGCUGCUGCUCGCGUUCUCUUCGUGUCGUCUCCAAACCUCCGAAUAAGCUCAGUGUUGUUGUUCGGGUGUUAAGGUUAAUGGCACUACGAGGUGUUUGGCAGCUUCAAAAGCUGGUGGUCAGCUAUUGUGAUUGGGGAGGAAGCAGCAGAGGGAUCAGGGCCUUUAUGGAAUCGAAUCUGCCUACUUUAAAGGAGAAAAAUCCUCAGCUAGAUGUGGUCACAGAACUUAUUCGUGGCCAGCAUCCUCAUUUGAAAGCGUUUUAUAAGAAUCACAAUCAGCGAGUUGUUUGUGUGAAGAAUCUGACUCCGGAGGAGAUUCUGCUCCAUGCAACCAGGCUAAGAAACGCGUUGGGAAGGAAAGUGAUCAAACUAAGGACAAGACACGUCACUAAACACCCUAGUGUUCAGGGUACAUGGACAACAGCCCUCAAGUUCUAAAUGGCAAAAGGUUCGUCACACAGGAAAGCUAUGUUCAAAUAUUUGUAGGCUGUGGUUAUUGUUUUGUAAGUUAGUUCUGACUGUAAUAUCAUUUUCGCGAAUGAACUUGAUGUGGUUUUCCUCAGGCACCUCAAUCCCAAGUGGCAAAACUCUUAAUCGUAAUGUUUAAAUUGUUGUUUGGCA